Molecule: messenger RNA, 9033 nt
Organism: Sus scrofa (pig)
Lineage: Eukaryota; Metazoa; Chordata; Mammalia; Artiodactyla; Suidae
Gene: RAI1
Product: retinoic acid induced 1
Biological process (GO): circadian regulation of gene expression; regulation of transcription by RNA polymerase II
Cellular component (GO): nucleus
Source: RefSeq, a predicted model, not a curated record
CUUGGCUCCUGGAAUAAAGGCAGGGCCUGAGCCGGCUUCUGCGCGCGGCCUCAGGAGUUGCAGCGGGGGGCCUACAACCCACCUUUGCUGGCAGCCCUUCCCUGUGGGUGGCCUCACACCAGGUCCUGGCCCACUGAGCUCCCCCCACCUUUCUCCGUAACAGUCAAGGCAGGGAGGUGCCGAGGCUCAAGCUGCCCCCCUACUCUGGGCCCUGAGAAGAAGGCCUUUGGGGGCUGCCAGCGAUGAGCUGGGGGCACUGACGCGGUGGCUGCUGGGGGUGCCGGAUGGAUGGGGCCUGGCCCUGCUUUGUGCAGUUUCUCCCUGGUCCUGCGGCCUGGGUCGGCCAGCCUGCAGGUGCCCCCCCAGGCGAGUGUGGACGGUCUGGUGCAUGGGCCUGACUUUCUCCUGGCUUCUUUCCAGGGUCCCUCCUGGCUUGGCAAGAGCUUGACAGCUGUGGCCUUGAACAAGUCCAGGGGGAGGAGGGGGGGGACCCUGGGCUGGACCAGGAGUCCCAGGAAGGUGGGCUCCUGGGCGCCCUCCCCUUCUCCCUGCAGCAGAGCCAGCCAAACCCUCAGCCUGUGCCCUCUGCCCCCCCUCCUCCCCAGCUUCAGAGGUCACCGUUCCUCUACAGAAGGGGCCUCUUCCCACCCCCACCCCAGCCCCCUUGUCAGUGUCUCUCCUCCUGUCCUUCUGCAAAGAAAUCAUAAGGAGAGAGCCUGAGGCAGCUCUUCUAGUGGCACAGCCCCAUCUUCUCCUGGCAGAGCUGGUGAGCUGUGGGCCGGAGCAGUGGCCUUUGAUGCUGUAUCUUUGCGCCGGCUCCCCCGCCCCCACGCCUGAGUUGGAGGGUGGUGCCGCCGUGAGCAUUUUUGCCGCCUCCAGCGGGCACGGGGCUUGCGGCUCUUAACGGCACCGUCUCGUCUCCGCGAUGGAUGCUCUCCGCGUCCAGCUGCUCCCGUGUCGGAAAACCCGCUGAACCCCGCUCGCGAAAUUAAAAGAUGCGGCAGCUGGGCCGCUUCAACAGGGAGGGGCACGGGUCGUAGCGCUCCCUGUUUUUAAAUAAUGUUUCUGGUAAUGCGUUUUGGAGGAUGCGAAAAAAAAAAUAAAAAAAGCCGUAGCAAUGGUAAUGACAUCCACAGGACACUCGGCAGGAAACGAGCGCGGUCUGGGACUAAUAAAAGCCGAAAUGUAAUUUGUGCAGAUAUACGAGGCGCAGCCUUCAGAGUGGGCCUGGGUUUGCGAAUUCCGGGCUCAUAAACACGGCCCGGGCGGGGAGGGCAGGGCAGGGCAGGGCGCGGUGCCCUCCGCCUGGAACAGGUCCUCCAGGUCCGAGGCCGCUGCGGCGCCUGCUGCAGCAGGAGCAGCCCUGAGUGGAGGUGGCCUCGGCUCGCCAGCCCCGGGCCGGGCAGCGUGGCGCUGCCAAGGGCGCAGGGGAGCCCGGACUGGAGGUGGGGUCAGGAGGCGCCUCUGGGGCCUUUGGGUCACAGCGGGCACCUCUCUGGUGUUUGGUCCAAGUCCGGGAUGGACUGAAGGGGGUCAGAGGGUGGGGCGCCUCGGACUGGGUGCCUGCGUCGAACUGGGCCCUGGGCCCUCCUGGGGGAACACUGGUUCCUCUCCAGGGCCACCGUGCUUCGGGCCCUGAGGCUGGGCCAGCUGACCACUGGGGGCAGAGGGAGGCUCUCCGCUCGGGUUCCCUCCCUCGUCAGCCACCCCCCAACCCCAUGUCGUCGAGGUGGGAUCUCAGGGUGAAGGGGCUGAGCCGGACCUGCUGGAGAGGCCCCUCCCUGCUCGCUGCUGUGCCUGCUCCCUCUCCUCUGGGCCCCCUUGUUUGUUUUCGGCCCCUCCCAUUGCUCUAGAAGCUCCUAGCGGUGGCAAGCCACCCCUUCCCCCACCACAUGUAAAGUUGCAGCCCGAGGGCCGAACCUGAGCCACAGCAGUGGCAACUCCAGGUCCUUAACCCACGGCACCACCAGAUAACCAGCCCGAGUCAUGCAGUCUUUUCGAGAAAGGUGUGGUUUCCAUGGCAAACAACAGAGCUACCCGCAGACCUCACAGCCGACGUCUCGCCUGGAGAACUACAGGCAGCCGAGCCAGGCCGGGCUGAGCUGCGACCGGCAGCGCCUGCUGGCCAAGGACUAUUACAACCUGCAGCCGUACCCGGGCUACGAGGGCGGCGCCCCGACGCCCGCCAGCGCCGCGCGCGCCGGCAAAGGCCUCUCCUCGCAGCAGGCCCUGCAGGGGAGGCCGGCCUUCGCGGGCUACGCCGUCCAGGACAGCGGCCCGUACCCGGGCCGCUACUCGGGCGAGGACAGCCUGCAGGCCUGGGGGACCCCCCAGCCGCCACCCCCCCAGCUGCAGCCCCUGCCCGGGGGGGUGGGCAAAUAUGACGAGAACCUGAUGAAAAAGACGGCGGUGCCCCCCGGCCGGCAGUACGCGGAGCAGGGCGCCCAGCUGCCCUUUCGGACUCACCCGCUCCACGUCCAGCAGCCGCAGCUGCCGCAGCCCCCGCAGCCCCCCGCGUACCCCAAGCUCCAAAGGCAGAAGCCACAGAACGACAUGGCCUCGCCUCUGCCCUUUCCCCGGGGCGGCCCCUUCCCCCAGCACUCCCAGUCCUUCCCAGCCGCCUCCACCUACUCCUCCGCCGGGCAGGGGGCCCACUCCUACAAGGGCUGCACGGCGCCAUCCGCGCAGCCCCACGACCGGCCCCUGACUGCCAGCGCCAGCCUGGGCCCCGGCCAGCGGGUCCAGAGCCUCCACGCUUACCCGUCCAGCCGCCUCAGCUACGAGCCGCAGAAGCAGCAGCAGCAACAGCAGCAGCAGCAGCAGCAGCAGGCCCUUCAGAGCCGCCACCACGCCCAGGAAACGCUGCACUACCCGAACCUGGCCAAGUACCAACACUACGGGCAGCAGGGCCCGGGCUACUGCCCGCCGGACACGGCCGUCAGGACCCCGGAGCAGUACUACCAGACCUUCAGCCCCGGCUCCGGCCACUCGCCCGCGCGCUCCGUGGGCCGCUCCCCUUCGUACAGCUCCACCCCGUCGCCGCUGAUGCCCAACCUGGAGACCUUCCCCUACGGCCAGCAGCCGCUGGGCAGCGGCGCCUUCCCCGCCGGCCUCCCCGACCACAGCCACUUCAUGCCCCUGCUCAACCCCUCCCCCACGGACGCCGCCGGCUCCGUGGACGCCCAGGCGGCCACCUGCAAGGCCCUGCAGAAGGACAAGCUGCCCGACGCCCUGCUGUCGGACCUCAGCCUGCAGAGCCUCACGGCGCUGACCUCGCAGGUGGAGAACAUCUCCAACACGGUCCAGCAGCUGCUGCUGUCCAAGGCGGCCGGGCCCCCGAAGAAGGGCGUCAAGGGCCUGGUGUCCCGGGCCCCGGAGCCGCUCAAGAGCCAGCACUGCAGCCCCGAGGGCGGCGGCUACGCGGCCGAGCCGGUGGGCACGCCGCUCUCGGAGCCGCUGAGCAGCACGCCGCAGUCCACGCACGCCGAGCCGCCCGAGGCCGACUACCUGAGCGGCUCCGAGGACCCGCUGGAGCGGGGCUUCCUCUACUGCAGCCAGGCCCGCGGCAGCCCCGCCCGGGUCCGCGGCGGCUCCAAGGCCACGCCCGAGUCCGUGUCCACCUGCUCCGUGACCUCCCCCGACGACAUGUCCACCAAGUCCGACGACUCCUUCCAGAGCCUGCACAGCAGCCUACCGCUCGACAGCUUCUCCAAGCUGGUGGCCGGCGAGCGGGACUGCCCGCGGCUGCUGCUCAGCGCCCUGGCGCAGGAAGACCUGGCCUCCGAGAUCCUGGGGCUGCAGGAGGCCAUCGGCGAGAAAGCCGAGAAGGCCUGGGCCGAGGCGCCCGGCCUGGCCACGGACGCCGGCAAGACGGCCUUCUCGCUGGAGAACCACAGCGCCUGUCUGGACCCCGUGGCCAAGGGCACGUGGCCGCGGCCAGGGGAGCCGGAGGCCCUGCCCGAGCCCUUGCAGCUGGACAAGGCUGGCAGCGCCAAGGACUUCAGCCCGGGGCUGUUCGAAAACGCCCCCGUGGCCUUUGCCACCCCUGACCCCAAGAAGACGGCGGGCCCCCUCUCCUUUGGCACCAAGCCCACCCUCGGAGCUGGCGCCUCGGACCCCACCGCGGCCGCCUUCGACUGCUUCCCCGACGCGACGGCCGCCAGCUCGGCCGACGGCGCCAAUCCCUUCGCCUGGCCCGAGGAGAACCUGGGGGACGCCUGUCCCCGCUGGGGGCUGCACCCCGGCGAGCUCGGCAGGGGGCUGGAGCAGGGCGGGAAGGCCGUGGACAGUGUCGGCCAGGAGAGCGCCCGCGAGGCCUCGGCCUGCCUGGGCUUCCCGGAGGAGGAGCCCCCGGGGGAGAAGGCCGCGGGGCCACGGGGCUCCAAGCAGGAGGAGGCGGGCGGGGUGAAGGAGGAGGCGGGCGGGCUGCUGCAGUGCCCCGAGGGGGGCAAGGCCGACCGGUGGCUGGACGACGGCAGGCACUGCUGCUCCGCCGCCGACUUCGGGGACCUCCCGCUGCUGCCGCCACCGCCGGGCAGGAAGGAGGACCUGGAGGCCGAGGAGUACUCCUCCCUGUGCCAGCUCCUGGGCAGCCCUGAGCAGAGGCCGGGCGUGCAGGACCCGCUGUCGCCGAAGGCCUCGCUGCUGUGCGGCAAGGAGGAGGUGGAGGAGGUGCUGGACCCCAAGGCCGGCUGGGGCUCCCCCUGCCCCCUCUCUGGGGAGUCCGUCAUCCUGCUGGGCCCCACCGUGGGUGCCGAGUCCAAGGUCCAGAGCUGGUUUGAGGCCUCCCUGUCCCACAUGAAGCCAGGGGAGGAGGGGCCCGAUGCGGCGCUGGCUCCGGGGGAUCCCUCCUCCCUGGCCCCCGACGCCCCUCUGGCCCAGAUGCCCAACAAGCCUGCUGGGCCCGAGGCGCCCAUCGCCAAGAAGGAGCCUGUGCCCCGUGGCAAGAGCUUACGGAGCCGGCGGGUGCAGCGGGGGCUGCCCGAGGCCGAGGACUCCCCGUGCCGGGCGCCGGCGCUGCCCAAAGACCUGCUGCUCCCCGAGUCGUGCACGGGGCCCCCCCAGGGCCAGACGGACGGGGCAGGGGCCCCGGGCCGGGGGGCCUCGGAAGGGCUCCCCAGGAUGUGCACCCGCUCCUUCACGGCCCUGAGCGAGCCCCGCACGCCCGGCCCCCCAGGCCUGCCCACCACCCCCGCCCCCCCAGACAAGCUCGGGGGCAAGCAGCGAGCCGCCUUCAAGUCGGGCAAGCGGGUGGGGAAGCCCUCGCCCAAGGCCGCGUCCAGCCCCAGUAACCCCGCCGCCCUGCCCGUGGCCUCCGACAGCAGCCCCAUGGGCUCCAAGACCAAGGAGACAGACUCGCCGGACGCGCCGGGCACAGACCAGCGCUCCAUGACGCUCCGGUCCCGCACCCGGACCCAGGAGGCCUUCCACUCCAAGCGGCGGCGGCCCUCGGAGAGCCGGCUCCCCAACUGCCGCGCCGCCAAGAAGCUGCUGGCCAACCACCACCUGCCCGCCGCGUUCAAGGCCGCCGGCAGCCCCCAGAAGGAGGCCAGGGCCAGCCAGCGGGCCCGGGUCCCCAAGCCGGGCGCCGGCGGCAAGCCCUCCGAUCGGCCGCUCCACGCCCUCAAGAGGAAGUCGGCCUUCAUGGCACCCGUGCCCACCAAGAAGCGCAGCCUGGCCUUACGCGGCGGAGCCGGGGAUGCCAAGGAGGCGGGGGCCGAGGGGUCCCCCCCUCUCUUCAAGAGGGUGGCUUCCCCCAAGAAGGCCAAGCCCCCCAAGGGCAACGGGGAGCCCCCGGGGAAGCCACUGCCCCCCGAGACCCCCGACGCCUGCCUGAAGCUGGCCUCGCGGGCGUCCUUCCAGGGGGCCCCGAAGACCAAGGUGCUGCCGCCCCGGAAGGGCCGGGGCCUCAAGCUCGAGGCCAUCGUGCAGAAGAUCACCUCCCCCAGCCUCAAGAAGUUUGCGUGCAAGGCGGCGGGGGGCCCUCCCGGGACUCCUCUGAGCCCAGCGCCCCCCGAGAAGGAGCGGGCGCUCAAGGGCGCGGGGGGCAGCCCCCUGGCGGCCGAGGAGGGGCUCCUGACCCUGGGCCCCGGGCAGAAGUUCCCAGCAGCGCCGGGGGCCGAGCCGUUGUGCAGAAAUCCGACCAACAGAUCCUUAAAAGGCAAACUCGUGAACAGUAAGCAACUGUCCUCGACGGACUGUUUCAAAACAGAGGCCUUCCCGUCCCCAGAGGCCCUGCUGCCCGGGGGCGCUUCCCUGGCGCCCAAGAAGAGGAGCCGGAAAGGCAGGGCGGGAGCCCCGGGCCUCCCCAAAGGCUCCCUGGAGAAGCAGCCCCAUCUCGGCCCGGCUCUGCUCCUGGCUCCCCGAGACAGGGCCAACGGCACGCAGGGGGGCAGCGAGGACAGCUCCGGCGGAGGCGGCAAGAAGCCAAAGACAGAGGAGCUGGGCCUGGCCUCCCAGCCCCCUGAGGGCCGGCCCUGCCAGCCCCAGACCAGGGCACAGAAGCAGCCGGGCCACGCCAACUACAGCAGCUAUUCUAAGCGGAAGCGCCUCACGCGGGGCCGGGCCAAGAACGCCGCCGCCUCCUCCUCGCCCUGUAAGGGGCGUGCCAAGCGGCGGCGGCAGCAGCAGGUGCUGCCCCUGGAUCCCGCAGAGCCUGAAAUCCGCCUCAAGUACAUUUCCUCCUGCAAGCGGCUGCGGGCCGACAGCCGCUCCCCCGCCUUCUCGCCCUUCGUGCGGGUGGAGAAGCGGGACGCGUUCACCACCGUGUGCACUGUCAUCAACUCCCCGGGCGAGGAGCCCCAGCCCCACCGGAAGCCUUCCUCCUCCACCUCCUCCUCCUCCUCCUGCUCCUUCGCCUUGGACGCGACCGGGGCCUCCCUCCCCACGCUCCCUGGCGGCUCCGGCCUGCAGCCGCGGCCCUGCCUGCCCCUCUCCUCCACCAUGCAUCUGGGGCCCGUGGUCUCCAAGGCCCUGAGUACCUCUUGCCUUGUUUGCUGCCUCUGCCAAAACCCAGCCAACUUCAAGGACCUCGGGGACCUCUGCGGGCCCUACUACCCCGAACACUGCCUCCCCAAAAAGAAGCCAAAACUCAAGGAGAAGGUGCGGCCAGAGGGCACCUGUGAGGAGGCCGCGCUGCCUCUGGAGAGGACACUCAAAGGCCUCGAGUGCCCAGCCGCCACCUCUGCCACCACCGCUGCCGCCACCGGGAAGCCCCCCAGGCCUGACGGCGGCCCAGCUGACCCAGCCAAGCAGGGCUCCCUGCGCACCAGCGCCCGGGGCCUGUCCCGGCGGCUGCAGAGUUGCUACUGCUGUGACGGUCGGGGGGACGGCGGCGAGGAGGCCGCCCCGGCUGACAAGAGCCGCAGGCACGAGUGCAGCAAGGAGCCUCCCGCGGAGGCUGGCGGGGACACCCAGGAGCACUGGGUGCACGAGGCCUGUGCCGUGUGGACAGGCGGGGUUUACCUGGUGGCCGGGAAGCUCUUUGGGCUGCAGGAGGCCAUGAAGGUGGCCGUGGACAGGACUUGUUCCAGCUGCCAAGAAGCCGGGGCCACCAUCGGGUGCUGUCACGAAGGAUGCCUCCACGCCUAUCAUUACCCGUGUGCCAGCGACGCGGGUUGCGUCUUCGUCGAAGAGAACUUUUCUUUGAAAUGCCCCAAACAUAAGAGGCUGCCGUUGUAAUCCGCCCUCCGCCGAAGCCCCGGAGCCCGCCUGCCUGCCAGCCGCCGAGGGAGAGGAUUCGCCUGCACAGCCCCCGGGCCUUUGCGCUGCUCCCGGCGCCAGUCCCGAGCCGAUCCCCGAUUCAGACCCCGGAUCUUGGAUCUGGCCGCCUCGGGCGGAAGCUGGUGGUCCCGGGUUGGGAAGAAAACACGUUCCGGGUCCCUUUGCUCCCGGAACCUGACGGCACAGGGUCUUCUCGCCCCCAUCCUCCAGCCAGGCUUGGAGAAUGGGAGCCCGCGGAGUGGCCAGACUCCUGGGGCCAGCCAGGUUCCGGUGGGGGUGGAGGGCCUUGAGCCUGGGGACGCGCCUCUUCCCUGGAAGUUCCAGUAUGACCUGGCACACAUUCCACGUGGGUCGGUGGUGGCACGCAGCUGAGCACCCCGGGGGUGGGCCGGGCUGGGAUCCCAGAGGCCGAGGGCGGCUCCCCUCAAGAGCGUCCCUCCUUGAACGAGGCUGGGGCGCAGGACAGGCCGGAGGCUGUGCGCCCUUCCCGCUCAGCCUUGGCCAAAACCUUCGUGCGGGUCGGGCAGGGCUGGGAGACUGGGGCCCGCGCUCAGGGGAUGCGGGCUUCCCCGGGCGUGGGCAGGACCAGCCCUCGCUGCUUGUGUUCGUUCCCCCUUCCAGUCCGCCCCAUCCCCGGAGUCCAUCCCGGGAACGCAAAAGGAAGAGCCGUGACAGACCGCACUCGACGAGACCGCCCGUCUCCGGGGGCCGCAGUGCCACGAGCACGGGAGAGCGGAGACAGCGCUCGAUCCAUGUGCACACCCGUGCGCCCCUCUAUAUAUAUGUCACAUAGAAUGUAUAUAUGUUGGGAACAUGCUCGCUUCUCCCUUGUGUCGCCGCCGUGCGUCGUGCGCUCCUCAGCACGGGGCCCUUGCGGGAAGGGGGCUCCGACGAUGCCCCCUCCCCCACGCAGCCACCACCGCCCGGGCCUGCGCCCGCCAGUUCGUCUGCCUGUCCGUCCGUGUCCUCGGCAAUGUCCACGCUUCGAUAGGCCUGACGCAGCCCCAACCCGGGGCCGCCCUAGCAACUUCUUGUACAUAUGACUGUAAAAUGGUGAACGUGUGUAUUAUAUCUGGCCUCGUUAUAUAGUGUAUAUAUAUGUAUACAUAUACAUAUAUAUAAUAUAUAUGAAGACUGUAAAUGGUAAGACGAUUAGUGUUCUUAUUAGUAUAUUGCUUCACACUGAAGAUUGUGUGUAUCGAGCUGUUUCUAAAAGAUGUUUAUUUUCCUUAAGAGUAAAAAAAAAAACAAACCAGUCAUUGCAUUCAGAAAAAAAAAAAAGUCAAUAAAGAUACAACGAUUGUUUUGGAA